UGUUUGGGCGGGGUCGGUUUUGGGUUCACCGACCUCCUCCUUUCAAUAAUCUCAAUUCUCACCCACCCCACCCACCAAAGUUGCUUCAUUUUCCUUACAUCGGUAAAAGAAUUCGCCGCCGCCGUUGCACGGUGGCUGAACUUCACCGGUGAAAUCCCGACUGCAAAUCUUUUCAUCUUCUUGCUAAUUCCAUCUGAUCUGAAAUCCGAAGGAAAAACGGAUUGAAUUUGAAUAGCAUGUCCGCCUUCAAUUUGUCGUCGGCGAUAAACCCUAAACCCUAUGGGAGCCAUUUUAGCCCGAUCUCCUUCCAUUCGCAGCUCAAUUCGUUUCCAAAACGCUUCGUUUCAACGUCGCAUCGCUAUUCCGAUUCAUCGAAACCCCGGUCGAUUCGGAGCGGCCUUCGGGAGCUUCGCGAGAGGAUCGAGACGGUGAAGAACACCCAGAAAGUCACGGAGGCGAUGAAAUUAGUCGCCGCCGCGAAGGUGCGGCGAGCUCAGGAGGCAGUUAUCAAUGGUCGCCCCUUCGCCGAAACCCUAGCCGAAGUAUUGUACGACAUCAACGAGCAGUGUCGACUGGAGGAUGUAGAAAUUCCGUUGACGGAGAUCCGGCCGGUGAGACGAGUCGCGCUCGUAGUCAUCGCCGGCGACAGAGGCCUCUGCGGCGGUUUCAACUCCGCUGUACUGAAGAAAGCAGAAUCUCGAAUUGCAGAGCUGAGGAAUCUUCAACUACAGUGUGGAGUGAUCAGCAUUGGUAAAAAGGGGAAUGCAUAUUUCCAGAGACGAUCAGAUUCAAUCACCGUCGAAAGCUUCAUCGAAGGGGAGAGUUUUCCGACGGCCAAAGAAGCUCAAGUCAUCGCCGACGAGGUGUUUUCACUGUUCUUAUCAGCUGAGGUCGACAAAGUCGAGCUUCUAUACACAAAAUUCGUAUCUCUGAUCAAAUCUGAACCAGUAAUUCAGACAUUGCUGCCAUUGGGGACAGUUUGUGAUGUGAAUGGAAGGAGCAUUGAUUAUGGCGGCAACGAACUUUUCCGAUUGACAACGAAGGAAGGGAAGCUGGCAGUCGAGAGAGAUCGUGUAAGAACGCCGGAAGCUUCAAAUUUCAUAGCUAAUUAUGAGUUCGAGCAGGAUCCUGCACAGAUUCUCGAUGCAUUGAUGCCAUUAUAUUUAAACAGCCAGAUUUUGAGGGCUUUGCAGGAAUCGUACGCCAGCGAGCUUGCGGCGAGGAUGAAUGCAAUGAGCAAUGCGACUGAUAACGCUGUGGAGCUGAACCGUUCGCUUUCGAUUGCUUAUAAUCGCGAAAGGCAGGCGAAGAUUACAGGUGAGUUAUUAGAGAUUGUUGCAGGGGCAGAGGCGCUUAGAUAGAUAUGUUAGAACAGAUCAGAUAGAUCAUUUUGGUUAUGGUUGGGGAGUCUUUUUCUUCACAUUAUUUGAAGGAAUGGAUUGUUUCGAUGAGAAUGAGAAUGGAAGAAUCGAGGGAUUACAUCAAAGGUAAGAUUGAGUUUAGUUUGAAUUUGAAGGCUAGAACUAUAUAUUCGUGCAAACAUGAUCCUAUAUUAUCCCUUAGAUGGUUAGAUUUCGUCUUGUUCUUGUUCAUUGAAGCUAUUGGCUUUGUGGAUAGUUAUUUCUUGUUGCUAUCUUUCAUGGAUGCAAUGAAUUGAUUGAAUGGAGGGGGCUAAUUUUUCAA
This is a messenger RNA of Andrographis paniculata, 1683 nucleotides long. Its product is annotated as ATP synthase gamma chain, chloroplastic-like. The coding region runs from base 237 to 1361 and encodes 374 amino acids. Gene Ontology annotation, molecular function: proton-transporting ATP synthase activity, rotational mechanism. Lineage: Eukaryota; Viridiplantae; Streptophyta; Magnoliopsida; Lamiales; Acanthaceae. Gene Ontology annotation, cellular component: chloroplast thylakoid membrane. The transcript has a single exon. Gene Ontology annotation, biological process: proton motive force-driven ATP synthesis. The record is from RefSeq and is a predicted model, not a curated record.